AUGGACUCGGAAAAUGAAUGCGAAGAUGACAAGUUACGUACACAUAUUCGUGUUGGUGAUGAUCUGCCCUCUGAAAUUGUCCUUGAAAAUGAUGGAAAUGAAACUAUAAGGGAUGAGGACAACAAUAAUGGCACGAGCAAGGGCAAGUCUGAGUGGAAGCUCGUAAGUGAAGACGAAAAUGUUGAGCAACCUCAAAACUUUAUUAACAAGGAAAGACACAUUCGGCUUGGCCAAGGAGGUGCUAAAGUACUUCUAGACUAUUUGAAUAAGAUACAAGCAACUGAUAGUGGUUUCUACUUUGCAGUUGAUUCUGAUGAUGAUUCUAGGUUGAAAAAUGUGUUUUGGAUUGAUGCAACAAGUAGGGCAUCGUAUAAAAGUUUUGGGGAUGUCGUGACAUUUGACACGAUAUACUUGACUAACAAAUACGAAUUGGUUGAAUUGCAUGAACGGCCAAGCGCCGAUUGCAAUUAUAACAGAUCAAGAUCGGGCUAUGAAAAAUGCAAUUGCAAGAGUUUUCCCAGGAACCCGACACAGAUAUUGCCUAUGGUAGGAUGGCAAAGUCUACUAGAUCGUUAUGACCUUAAAGACCAUGAUUGGUUGCGCCGGUUAUAUAAUGAGCGGAUGUUUUGUGUAUCAGCAUAUCUGAAAGGUGUGUUUUGGGCUGGUAUGAGAACUACACAGCGGAGUGAAAGUAUGAAUGCCUUUUCCGAUGGCUAUGUGCGUCUGUCUACCACUUUGAAGCAAUUUGUUCACCAAUAUGAUGUUGCUUUGCGGAAGAAGGUUGAGAAUGAGAGUCUUGCAGAUUUCAAGUCUUUUAAUACUAAGCUUCCAUGUGAUAUGUGGCCACCUGAGCUAUUGGAACGACUAGUUAGCCAUUUUUGUGGUGUAAUGAUUCUGGGUGUUGAUAGUGAGAAGGUUACUAGUGGUUCUAAUGACUUCAAUUACUGUUGA
Molecule: messenger RNA, 951 nt
Organism: Corylus avellana
Lineage: Eukaryota; Viridiplantae; Streptophyta; Magnoliopsida; Fagales; Betulaceae
Source: RefSeq, a predicted model, not a curated record